GAAGCCAGGAGAUAAGCUCACCGUUGUUGCAGUUCUCUAUCAGUUUUAUACUCCUAUGGGGUACUUAAGCACAUUGGACAGCAAAUCACUGGUUGGAGCCAACAAGAAAGCAGUAGAGAUGCGAGCUGCGAGGAGGAUGGAAGAAUACCAAAAUAAUGAGGAGCUUCUUGAGAUUUCUAAACUGUAUGAAUCACAGAAGGUUGAAUUCAGGAUAGAGUUGGUCACGGCAACUUCAGCUAAGGAGGUUGCUUUAGACAAAGCGAAAGAACUAAAUGCAACUUGGGUGAUAUUGGACAGGCAGAUGAAGAAAGAUGAGAAGUUUUUCCUGCAGGAGCUUUCUUGUGGUAUAUCAAGAUUGAAGCGUAACAAUAGGAUUGAACAUUUGAGAGGCCCCCCAGUUCUCCCCACAGAGAUAUUUAUCAGUCCUGUACCAGGAUGUCAUGACGAUGAGGAUAACAGUGUGGAAGACCCCAAGAUUGGUCAAAUAAAAGAGGAUCUUCCCAGCAUGGAAGAAGAGAUGCAAAGAAACUCAGAUAAGGGGGAUGACUUUACAUUUACUGACAGUAAUCAAACAAGUCAGACAAAACCUGAUGAACCCAGAACAGUUGUAGAAGAGACAUGGAAGAGCAUCCAUGAUGAAGGGCAGCACUUCAGGCAGGCAACAGGAGGUGAUCUACACAUAGAUGGAACAAAAGCUGAGCUGCUGAGCCAUGAUCAAGAAGAUAAAACAGAUGGAAAGCAAGAGAAGAGCAUUUUUGGGAAUACAGAAUGCUCUAUCUGCUCAGUCUGCAAAAGUAGACGGCCAGAUAGUGGAUGGAAAAAGGACUUCUCAUAUAUCGAACUUCAAGUUGCUACAGAUGAAUUUUCAAUUACCAACUCACUUUCUGAAGGAGAAUGUGGAUCUACUUUCAAAGGUCAGCUUGAUUGUCAGCUGAAAAUAGUGGUGAAGCAGCAUCGACUCACAGAUGCCCAAGUAGAGAAACAAAUGAUGUCUCAAGUGCAAUUGAUCCUCAAGGCUAGACAUAAGAAUGUGGCCAUGCUGUUGGGUUCCUCCAUAGAAGAAAGUCAGCUACUAGCUGUAUAUGAGUAUGCAUGCAAUGGUUCACUUGACAAGCAUCUAUCUAAGAAUAGUUGCAGGCCAUUAAGCUGGGGAAAAAGGGUGAAAAUAGCUGUAGGUGUCUCCAUGGGUCUAAAGUACUUACAUGAUAAUAACAUAAUUCAUGGACGUAUAAAGCCAAGCAACAUUCUUCUAAACCAUGAGUUCGAACCAAUGCUUGGGAGAGCAAAAUGUGAAGCAAAAAAGUCCCACAAGGAUAAAAGUUUGGUAUACGCAGCACCAGAGUGUUUGGAGAAUUGGAAACUAACAGCCAAGACGGAUGUAUACUCCUUUGGAAUGGUUCUUUUAGAGCUUAUCACUGGUCAGAGGGCUACAGACAAAAUAUCAGGAGAGAAAAACCUUGUUGAAUGGGCAAAGCCUCUUCUUGGAACAAAGAAGUAUCCGCAAUUGGUGGAUCCUGCAAUUGGAACCUCCUACGAAGAAGAACAACUUCACUGGUUGGCCCAAGUGGUCUCUGAAUUACGAGGCAUAAUAGAGAGUGAAGAGGGCUGUGUUACUGUAGACUUUUCUCCAGAAAUUUCAAGAUCAACAUGUGGCAUAUCAGACAUUACUUCUACUCAAG
Prosopis cineraria is the source of this 1679-nucleotide messenger RNA. Its product is annotated as probable serine/threonine-protein kinase PBL21. The transcript has 9 exons. NCBI's taxonomy places the organism in Eukaryota, Viridiplantae, Streptophyta, Magnoliopsida, Fabales, Fabaceae. Gene Ontology annotation, cellular component: plasma membrane. The annotation marks the transcript as partial. Gene Ontology annotation, molecular function: ATP binding; protein kinase activity. The record is from RefSeq and is a predicted model, not a curated record. Gene Ontology annotation, biological process: protein phosphorylation.